CACACGUGGCAAGAAAUAUCCAGACAUUUCGAUUCCGAGAGAGAAACCUCUGGAAAACCGUAGAUAGAGAUGAACCAACCAACCAAACAAACAACUAACGGCAGUCAGGCAGGCAGUAUCUUAGUAUAAAUAAGGCUCCGCUCCAAUGGGUUGUCAACAAGAAGAAGAAGAAGAAGAAGAAGAAGCGAAAACAGAAGUCGACAAUCGUCUGGGUUGGUGGAUCAAGGUUGAACUGAUAACGGACUUAUUUGGAUUUGCGGAAUCGAUUGGUGGUACAUUAUUAUUUUGCUGUGCUAUUUUACUUUCAUAACUGUAUCAGUCUGUCUGUCAAUCCUCUAUUUCUUCAAGAAUAAUGUAUCCUGCAUACAUGUGGACAGAUCCUCAUCAUGCCCACCCAUCUCAUAUGCUCCCCCCUUAUCCUCUCCCACAACAACAUCAUGGUUAUGGUUGUUGCAACCAUACUCCUUAUUAUGGUGGCUGUCCUUACUCACAUUACACUCACUACCCUCCUUACUAUCCUCCUCAUGGAGUAUAUUCUCCCUUUCCAGCUCCUUACUCCCUUCCUCCACAACAUUAUUAUUAUUCUUCGGUUAACCACCCCAGCUACAAUUACCACAAUAACAACAACCAUCCUUGUUCUGCCUGCAAUCACAAGGAGGAUGACAAGGGACCGAGAGUUAACGAGGAGGAGGAGUCACAGGUUGACAACAAAACAAGCGACUCUCUGGUUCCUUUGUUUUUGAAAGACCGUCCGAUCAUGUGGGUUCCUCCUGGGUACAAUGAAUCCAAGGAAAGUGACAAGGAUAAUAAGUAUUCUCAUGAACCUGUUUUGGUAAAGCAUCUUGAACCGUCAAAAGACCACCCUGAUUAUCCGAUCAUGUGGGUUCCUAGUGGGUACGACAAAUCGAAGGCAAACGACAAGGACAAGUAUUCUAAUGAGCCUGUUUCGGUAAAGCGUCUUGAACCGUCAAAAGACCUACCUGAUUAUCCGAUCAUGUGGGUUCCUCGUGGGUACACCGAAUCAUCAGCGAAUGACAAGGGAAGGAAUUCUAAUGAUCCUGUUUUAGUAAAGCAUCCGGAACCGUCGAAAUGGGGUGGGAAUGGUGAACUGGCCCAAGAUGAACAGGGUGGGACUGGGGAUGGGAAUCGGUUCCCGUUUAAGAUAUUUUGGUUGCCUUCUAAGAAUGAUCAAGUGGGAAAGGAUACCAAGGAGAACAAUCUUGAUCUGGUAGCUAACAAGGGAUUGUUAGAUGAAAAGGCAACCAAAAAGGGUUCAGGCGGUGAGGGUGAGUGUGAGACUAGUAGUAAGCAUGCUGCCCGAAAGGUUUUUCCGGUGAAACAAGCGAGUACAAAUGAGGAGGCUAGUAGUAAGCAUGCUAUCCAAAAGGUGAUUCCGGUGAAACAAGCGAGUACAAAUGAGGAAAAGAAGAACCCGAGAAGUAUGAAUACCAAUUCAGAUUCUGUGGAGAAAACUGAUAAUGGGGGCAAGACUUCACCAAAGGCAUCCAAAUUACCACCUGUUUGUCUUCGUAUUGACCCCCUGCCAAAAAAGAAGAAAACUUCACGCUCACCUAGCCCUGGUGAUAAAGAAAGAUCAAACGGGUCGCCGGUUAACAGUCCAAAAUCUUCUCAGCAGCAGGCACAGGUCUUAAAGAAGAGCAAGGAGGAGCAAAGUGAAGGUGAUAUCAAAACCGUUGACCAUGCCAAUAAGGUCAAACAAGCUAAUCUUGCUGAACAUGCCGAUAAUGUCGAACGAGCUAAUCUUGCUGAUCAUGUCAAUAAAGUCGAACCAGCUAAUCUUGCUGAUCCUGCCAAUAAGGUCGAACAAGCUAAUCUCGCUGAUCUUGGCGAUGUACCAAGGGAAAAAGGAGAGGAGAAGAAGAAUAUGUCAGAACAUGAAGCGGCUUUGAUCAUACAGUCUGUGUAUCAUGGUUUUGAAGUGAGGAAAUCACAGCCGCUGAAGAAGCUAAGGCAAAUUUAUGAAGUUAGAAAAAUGGUUGCCGACCUGACAAAUCGUAUUCAAGACAUGGAAACAUGCCUUGAUAGUAAGAAAGCCGUUAUUAUCGGGGAGACCAUAAUGAGCCUUCUGCUAAAGCUAGACACCAUCCAGGGUCUGCAUCCAUUCGUACGGGAGGUUAGGAAGUCGGUUGCGAAGGAGCUCGUGGGUUUACAAGAGAAGCUUGAUUAUCUAACAUCUGUGAAAUCUGAAACCCCAAGUGAGGGAAGUAUGCAUCCUGAAGAUGAUGGGAAGCUUGAUCAGGCACAAGCCCAAACUGGUUUAUGUGAGAAUCGUGAACACAACGAUGAUGCAGAAGCCUGCAAGACCACCAAUGUUGAGCAGCAAUUGGAGAAGAGCACUGAAGGUGGUUCCAUUCAAGAUAGAUUCGAUCAGGCACCAACUGAAUCUGAUUCAGUUAUAUGUGAGAAUCAUGGAGUGGAAGUUACAGUCUCACAAGAAGGAUGUGAUACCAUUGGUGAGACACAUAAAGAGAAGAUUGAUCGGGCACCAACUGAAUCUGAUGAAGCUCUUGGGUUGUGUGAGAAUCAUGAAGUAGAAGCUUCAGAUACACAACAAGGCUGUAACAUAGUUGGUGAGCCACAAUUGGAAUCGCAUAAAGGAAAAAUCGAUCAGGCACCAACUGAAUGUAAUGAAGCCGAGAAUCAUGAAGUGGAAGCUUCAGAGUCGCAAGGAGAAGGCUGUAAUAGCGUUGGUGAGCGGCAACUGGAUGAGGUGCAGUUGGAAUCACAUAAAGAGAAGUUCGAUCACGCACCAACUGAAUGUGAUGAAGCGGUGGGUCUGUGUGAAAAUCAUGAAGUUAGAGUUACAGAAUCACAAGAAGGCUGUAAUACCAUUGGUGAGGAGCCAUCGCAUGAAGGAAAGUUUGAUCAGGCCCCAACCGAAUGUCAGGAAGCUCAGGAGUUCCAUAAAGAGAAUCAUGAAGUGGAGCCCACAGAGUCACUAUUGGAAUCGCAGAAAGAGAAGACUGGUCAAGCACCAACUGAAUGUGUUGGGUUGUGUGAGAGUCAUGAAGUGAAAGCCACAGAGUCGCAAGUAGGCUGUAACUGUAAUACUCCGCAACUGGAAUCGGAUAAAGAUCAGGAGGCACCAACUGAAUUUGAUGAAGUGGAAGCUACAGUCUCACAAGAAGGCUGUAAUACCAGUGCUGAGCUGCAUAAUGAUCAGGCACCAGCUGAAUGUGAUAGGCUGCAUAAGGAGGAUCAUGAAGUGGAAGCUACAACCAUUGGCGAGUCGCAUAAAGAGAAGUCCGAUCAGGCACCAAGUGAAUGUGACGUUGAAUCUAGAGACGGUGGUGUAGAAUGCAACGACGAUAUGAAGGUUGAAGAGUACACUGGGGAGGUUAAUAAGAAGAAGAAGCAAGUUGAGAGGGAAGAGUUGGUGAAUGUGGAAAGCAUGGUGGAGGAGGAGAAUGAGAAGCUUAGGGUGGCGGUGGAGGAACUGAUGAAGGCGGGGAAUGAACAGUUGGAGGUGAUAAGGGAGCUGACAGGAAGAGUGAAGGAGUUGGAGAAAAAGCUUUCCAAUUCCAAAAGCAAGAAGCUAAACAAGAAGAGCAGGAGGUCACGUGGUUGUAGUGGUAUUCAAAAGGAUUAUUAUAGCUUAUUAGUGUGAUCAUUUGUGUGUGUGUGUGUCAACAGUUGUUUAAUGUAUGAUGGAUAUUCAGAAAUAAGCAUGUUGUUUGUUUUUCCUUU
Molecule: messenger RNA, 3708 nt
Organism: Helianthus annuus (common sunflower)
Lineage: Eukaryota; Viridiplantae; Streptophyta; Magnoliopsida; Asterales; Asteraceae
Product: BAG family molecular chaperone regulator 6
Exons: 3
Coding region: 353-3628 (1091 amino acids)
Biological process (GO): protein folding
Cellular component (GO): plasmodesma
Molecular function (GO): protein-folding chaperone binding
Source: RefSeq, a predicted model, not a curated record